GCAUUUUGUAUCUUGGCGCGUCGUCCUCCACCGCCGCCUCCAACGUCGUUCCGAAGAUGAAGUUUUCGUACGAGUUCAGCCACCUCUGUGGGACAGUGUACACGCAGGGCAACCUGGUGUUCACACCCGACGGCAACUCGUUGCUCAGUCCAGUGGGCAAUCGCAUCACCGUGUUCGACUUGAUCAACAAUGCGUCGCGCACGUUUGCGUUUGAGAGCCGCAAGAACGUCCAGACGAUGGCCGUGUCACACGAUUCCCGCUUGCUGAUUGCCGUGGACGAAGAUGGCCAUUCGCUCCUUGUGAACCUCAAGAAAGGCAUUGUGCUGUAUCGGUUCAACUUUAAAGCGCCCGUGCGCGCGCUUCGGUUCAGCCCAGACAACCGCUUCCUUGCCGUGUCCCAUGGCACGAAGGUCCAACUUUGGAAGGCGCCGGGGCUGAAGCGCGAGUUUGCGCCGUUUGUGCAUCACCGCACGUACGGCGGACACCACGGCGACGUGCUGUCGAUCGAGUGGUCGCCCGACUCCAAGUUCUUCCUCAGUUCCGCCAAGGACUUGUCUGUGCGGCUGUGGUCUGUCCAGCCGUACCCCAACUUUACGCCGUACACGUUAGUCGGGCAUCGCGACGUGGUUAUUGGCGCGUUCUUUUCUGCCGACGGCCAAACCAUCUACACGGUCGCGCGGGACGGCGGCGCAUACCUGUGGGAACACGACGGGGGGGUUGCUCCAGUCGAAAAUGACCAGGAAGAUGCGAUCAUUCCGGUCGUGGCGCGUGGGGUCAAGUGGUCCACCAAGCACAAACACGUGUUCAAAAUGGAAUACGCCAAGGUGGACUGCGUGACCUUUCACGCCGACACGGAGCUGCUCGUCGUCGGCUUUGGCAACGGCACGUUUGGCUUGUACUCGCUGCCCCACUUCCAGGACAUCCACACACUCAGCGUGUCCCAGCAUCGCAUCAGCGCCGUGGCCAUCAACUCGUCGGGCGAGUGGCUCGCAAUGGCGUCACAGCACCUCGGGCAACUGCUCGUGUGGGAAUGGAAGUCCGAAACGUAUGUGCUCAAGCAGCAAGGCCACUACUUUGACCUGAACGUGCUCGCGUACUCGCCCGACGGCCGACUCCUUGCCACGGGCGCCGACGACGCCAAGCUCAAGCUGUGGGACACCACGUCUGGCUUUUGCUACGUAACGUUCCACGAACAUGCGGCCCCCGUCACGGGCGUGGCGUUCACCGCCAACGGCCAGGCCGUCGUGAGCUGCUCACUCGAUGGAACGGUCCGCGCGUUCGACUUGAAUCGGUACAAGAACUUCCGCACCCUCACGACCCCCAACCCCGUCCAGUUUCUCUGCCUCGCACUUGACACGAGCGGCCAGCUCGUGUGCGCCGGCACCCUCGACCCGUUCCACAUUUACGUAUGGUCGAUGCAAACUGGCCGGCUCACGGAUGUCCUCAGCGGCCACACGGCGCCCAUCACGUCGUUGGCGUUCUCGCCGUCCACCACCGAGGAGCUGCUGCUAGCGUCUGGGUCGUGGGAUCACACUGUGCGCGUGUGGAAUGUGUAUCAGAACAAGCCGUUCAUUGAGCCAUUGGCCCACUCGAGCGAUGUCUUGGCGGUGGCUUUCCGGCCAGACGGCAAGCAAGUGUGCAGUGCCACGUUGAACGGCCAUUUGAACCUGUGGACGGUUGCAGACGGCGAGCUCGUGGGGGAAAUCGACGGCCAGAAGGACGUGGCCGGCGGCCGCCACUCGUCGGACGCCAUGUCUGCCGCCAACAACACCAGGUCCAAACACUUUACGUCCGUGUGCUACUCGGCCGAAGGCACUUGCAUCUUGGCGGGCGGUCAGUCCAAGUACAUUUGCAUCUACCAAGUGUCGGCGAAGACGCCCAUGCUACUCAAAAAGUUCCAGCUGAGCCAAAACCGGAGCUUGGAAGGCGUGCUCGAUCGAUUGCACUCGGGCGAGAUGACAGAAGCAGGCGCCAAGUCGCAGCUCAACCUCGACCUCGACCCGCUCAGCGCGUCCACCGCUGUUGACAACCAAUUGGUCGGCGCCAAGCGCGCCGUGGACCCAGGCGCCCGCCGCCAGGGCAUGGAGGUGCUGUCCAAGGCCGUGCUGUUCUCCCCCACCGGUCGGUCAUGGGCUGCCGCCACCACCGAGGGGCUGUUGAUCUAUAGCUUGGAUGAAACGCUCGUGUUCGAUCCGUUCGAGUUGGAUGAAGACAUCACCCCCGACACGAUCAAGCGCACGCUAGCCCGGCAAGAGUUUACCAAGGGCCUGCUCAUGGCCCUGCACUUGAACGAAGAGCUCUUGCUAAGACUGUGCCUCGAAAGCGUACCCGUGGACAGCAUCCCCCUCGUCGCCCAGGCGUUGACAGACACGUACUUGAAGCGGCUGAUGGCGCUGUUGGCCAAAGGAUUGAGCAUCAGCCCUCACUUGGAGUACUACCUUACGUGGACUUUGGCGAUUCUGAAUGCGCACGGCCCAAUCAUUGACGCACACUCGGUCGAGUUUUUGAGUACGCUGCGGGCGCUGCAGAAGAGCCUCGUGAUCCACUUCAACGACCUCUCCCGUGUGUGCAAUGACAACCAGUACACCCUCGACUAUUUGCGAAACCUGAGCCAGUUCAAACUCAAGCACGAAGGUCGACGCGACGACGACGACAACCAAUAACCAUAGACAACGUGUAAUAAUCCUACUAAAUAGUUAUUUCUGCUCUCUCUGACGUCGUCUACACGAGGUCGAGUGUGUGGAAGUACAAGCU
This is a messenger RNA of Aphanomyces astaci, 2754 nucleotides long. RefSeq lists its product as hypothetical. The record is from RefSeq and is a predicted model, not a curated record. Gene Ontology annotation, molecular function: protein binding. Gene Ontology annotation, biological process: maturation of SSU-rRNA from tricistronic rRNA transcript (SSU-rRNA, 5.8S rRNA, LSU-rRNA); ribosomal small subunit assembly. The transcript is spliced from 8 exons. The coding region runs from base 57 to 2663 and encodes 868 amino acids. Lineage: Eukaryota; Oomycota; Saprolegniomycetes; Saprolegniales; Verrucalvaceae. Gene Ontology annotation, cellular component: Pwp2p-containing subcomplex of 90S preribosome; small-subunit processome.